Messenger RNA from Teleopsis dalmanni, 1271 nucleotides. RefSeq lists its product as uncharacterized. Bases 186 to 1139 code for a protein of 317 amino acids. Gene Ontology annotation, molecular function: protein binding. The record is from RefSeq and is a predicted model, not a curated record. Gene Ontology annotation, biological process: regulation of protein stability. The transcript is spliced from 2 exons. Gene Ontology annotation, cellular component: SCF ubiquitin ligase complex. NCBI's taxonomy places the organism in Eukaryota, Metazoa, Arthropoda, Insecta, Diptera, Diopsidae.
AAUUGAUAAAGAUAAAUUGACGAUGAUUACACAUAAUAUUUUGGGUAGACAACACUUGCAGAUAAAUUUUUGUGGCAGUCUGUGAAGCAGCUGAUUGAGAUAAAAAAAUGUAAUGUUAGAUUUAUUUAGACUAAAAGCCCAACUAUAAACUCUCACAUUGUAAUUGUUUAUUAAUUAUACUUUUUAUGGAAAUGGAAGAACAUUUUCAAAUACUGCGUAGCAGUAAAGGCAAGCGGAAAAGCUUGCAACAAAAUAUUUACCUAAAAGUUAAACCUACAAGACAGCAAAUUCAGAACACUACAAAAAAAUUACCAAAUAAUGCACAAAAAGAUAAAUUUAAUGAGGAUUGCUGCAAUAUUGCCGAAGAAAUUUGGUACUAUGUGUCUCAGUAUAUACCCCCUGAAGACAUACGUUCCUUUGCGUUAAUUUGUAAACAAACAGCUGCAUUGGUAAACUCCGUAUACUUUUGGAAAAACAUUUAUCAACGCUAUGUACAUAAGAAGAAAAAAACUGGUGAUAUUUGCGAAAAGUUAAUUCCACAAUUUCAAAUCAAAGAUAUGAGCCCUUCGGAUAUAAAAUCCUUACGUGCUAAUGUUAUAAAAUAUCUUUAUCUAUAUUAUGAGCCACUUUCUGGAAGACUGGAUAGCUUCGACUCUCUCCAAUAUUUAAUAGGACGCAUAUACUGUGCAUCUUGGUACGUUGAAGUUACCGAAUUGUAUAUUAUGUGUUUUAAACUAAAAUCUCAUUACGCACAUAACGUUAUUGAAACGCCAAAAAAAACCGAGGCAGUGGUAGAUGAUUGGGAGUCGUUAUCAGAUGAACACAACAAGGAUGAUACUACAACCAUUCCUAAAUUUUGUAAUCCAAAUGAGGGUGAAUGGAUAUUAGCGAUAUUUUGCAAUUAUUUAAAACCAUUUCCUUCACAUCUUUUGUACGGAAACUGUAAUGCUUGCCGUCUGAUAUCUGUGAAAAAAUUUUUAGGUGCAGGUAUGCGAAUCAAAGGAAUAUGUUUAGAAUUUUCUGAUACAAUUAGUAAUGAGAAAACUAUUGUUAAGUAUCCACAUGCGUUGUGUAAUGCCGUCUAUCCUUGGUGGUCUAUCGAAUUUAAAUAUCUUGUAGAAAGUGAUUCUGAAAAGUAAAAAUAAAGUUAUCUAUAAUAAUUUAUUUGUUGUUACCAAGCAUACAUUUCAAUAAUCUAUUUUAUAUUAAAGUGAAUUAUUCGCAUCUUAAAGCAGUUUUAACAAAUUCAUACAAUUUACAAUUGAUGUAUU